Aplosporella prunicola CBS 121167 is the source of this 1591-nucleotide messenger RNA. RefSeq lists its product as uncharacterized. NCBI's taxonomy places the organism in Eukaryota, Fungi, Ascomycota, Dothideomycetes, Botryosphaeriales, Aplosporellaceae. Gene Ontology annotation, biological process: spliceosomal tri-snRNP complex assembly. The transcript has a single exon. The record is from RefSeq and is a predicted model, not a curated record. Bases 225 to 1523 code for a protein of 432 amino acids.
CAGCUAUUCCAUAAAACCAGACGAGCAGCUAAUUCACAUCUGAAACUUCAUUAUAAGGUCCCAACUGCCUUUUACGGAAUUCUCCAACUUGCGCCACCGCUUACGAUACCCGUGACCCUACAAAUGAUUUAAACGUCCGCCAAUAUUCUUUGAUUUUUCAGCCCGAAUUCAUACUUAACUAAGAAUCCGCUCGCCCCAAGCUUUCCUCUUUAGCGAUUCCAGCCAUGGAUAUUUCGGGCAAAGCAUGCGUGCUGAUGCUCAACCUCCCACCCUCUGCACUCGGCGGCAUCAACCUCCUCUCCUUCACCACCACAGACCGCUUCAAAGGCAUCAAAGAGCUACCACAAGGCUGGCAUUUCGUCUUCACCAGCUCGACCAGCUCGCUCUCCGUCCGACACGGAGCCUGGUUCCACGUCCAAGGCGAGCCAUCGGGUCCGCCCGAGCUAUUCAUCAAGAAAUGGGAGCCCGCAGCUGAAGAAUUCGUGCAAGAGACGAACGAAGCGGAGAUCCUAAAGUGGCGGGGCAACCUCAGCUCGAUCUGGCGCGAGGGUCUAACGCCAUACCGGCAGUCUGCCAGCAAAGACAAAGACGAGAUCCAGGAAGAGAUGCAUGACUGGGUCGCGCUGACCGAUAGCAUCACGUCCGCCAUGUUAACCCGCAUCACGGGCAGCGCGCCCGACCACUGGUCCCUCACGUCCGCCAGCUCGGCCGCGCGCGACAUGGAUGACAUCCCCGGCAUCUCGGCCGAGCAAAGCGCCUUCCAGCCCGAGAAAGAGCUGCGGUUCCUCCCCAUCGACCUCAAGCAGACGUGGCGCGAGGGCGCAACCGGCCGCGAGCGCACCCACGCGGCCCAGGACCGCACGUGGGCGCUCGGCGACCUCAUUGAGCGGCACUGCGCUGACGGCGACGCAGAUGAAAUUCUCGGCGAGCUGCAGUUCUGCUUCCUCAUGGUGCUGACGCUGAAUAACAACUCGUGUUUGGAGCAGUGGAAGCGGCUGCUGAGCUUGCUGUUGACGUGCAAAAAGGCAGUUGUGCAGCGCCCGGAGCUGUAUACGAAGUUCUUGGGGCUGCUGAGGUUGCAGCUGCAGCAUUGUCAGGAUGCGGAGGGGGGGCUGUUCGAUCUCAGUGAUGAGGGCGGCACCUUGUUGGGGAGCUUGCUGAGGAGGUUCAAGAAGGGGUUAGAGGAGGUGGAAGGCUUGGGCAAGGAAGAUGUUGUUGAUGAAUUGGAAGAGCUGGAGGACCAUCUCAGGUCCGAGUAUGGCUGGCAGUUUGACAACUCGUUUGUGCGGCACGGCAUGUUGGAGCUAGAGGAUGGCGAGCGCGUGGAGAUGGAUGUAGCAGGCUACGAAGAAGAUGAUGAAAGCGGAGAGUAUGCGCCAAUGGUGGUUGAGUUGACUCCGGAGCAAGCAAAGAGUUUGGGCAGAACGGAUGGAGGUACUUUACAGCAACACCCAAAGGAUGAGGAGACGACGGAGAUCGAAGAGGAAGAAGAUGACCUGGAGGACAUGGACGCGCGGUAUUAAUUCGAGAUUUCUGAGCCACAUCAAGACGUUCCGCUCGGUGAUACAGCCCAGAUAAUAAUGAACAUGAC